Molecule: messenger RNA, 942 nt
Organism: Penicillium waksmanii
Lineage: Eukaryota; Fungi; Ascomycota; Eurotiomycetes; Eurotiales; Aspergillaceae
Gene: atfB
Product: bZIP transcription factor atfB
Exons: 2
Coding region: 1-942 (313 amino acids)
Source: RefSeq, a predicted model, not a curated record
AUGUCUACCAGCAACCUCAACCCCUCCGUCGCCCACCACGGUCUCCCUCACGUUGGCCCGUCAGCUUUCCCGACUGCCAACACUUUCACCGGCGAGUUUCUAGGGCUUCCCAUCCCCGACGACGAUCAGCUUUGGGGCCUUAGCCCAGUAUCUCCCACCAUGGGUACCGGAUGGGAUGCUAAAAUGGAGGCCGCAGCCUUUGCCAGCUCGGUUUUGGAACGAGACCUGAAGAACGCCCAGGUCCGAAACGGCCAGCCUACACCUCCACCUUACGAUGAUCAACACGCGCGCGAUUCUUCCAGUUUGGAUAUCGAAAGUGCCAGUCGCCGACGUCGAGCCCGCGAUUGCAAUACGGCAAUGGAUAGUCUGAGCCCAGAGCUGGAAGACAACCCAUACCAGGAGCGCGCGAAGAGGGCGAAAUUCCUCGAGCGCAACCGUUUGGCGGCAAGCAAGUUCAAAGAACAGUCUGAGAAGAAAGACGGCCUAGUGGCGGAAAUUGCCCGGCUACGCUCCGACCUCCUCCAUCUGAAGAACGAAGUCCUAAAACAUGCCCAGUGCGGCGAUGAACCCAUCAAGCUGCACCUCGCGCAAAUGGUCAAGAAAAUUACCGACACCGACAGCCGUCUUUCAGUGCCCCCGGAGCCCAUGGCUGAGAUUGUUGAGAAUAUCCCCACUUCCUCGUCCGACGGCCCUCCUACCCCGACUGCGACGCUUCCAACUGCGACUCCUGCUUCUAUUGCGGUCCAGACUGCUUCGGCAUUGUCCUUUGGUUUUGAUGACCCGAUGCAAUUAGAGCCCGUUGCAGCUUCAGUCGCUCCGGUUUACCCUGCAGAUGCCUUGGAGCAGCAAUUGCGUCGGGACUCAGAGGUGACUCUGAUGUCGGAAUCGUCGUACGCCUUUUCGACAGAUGAUACAUUCGAGGACCUUAUCAACGUACCUUGA